Molecule: messenger RNA, 507 nt
Organism: Limulus polyphemus (Atlantic horseshoe crab)
Lineage: Eukaryota; Metazoa; Arthropoda; Merostomata; Xiphosura; Limulidae
Exons: 4
Coding region: 1-507 (168 amino acids)
Cellular component (GO): extracellular region
Molecular function (GO): chitin binding
Source: RefSeq, a predicted model, not a curated record
AUGGCUCAGCAGUGUGAAAAGAAUCUUCAUAUCAACCAUGAAGUGCUUUAUUGUUAUUGGGUUACUGAUAUUUUUAACAAUACAAUAUCUCUUCUAGGUUGCCUCUUCCUGAUUGCUGCUGUUGCCUUACCUCGGGCAAAACGUGCGGCUUACGACCUUCCACCUGGAGCCGAAUUACUUGUCGGACCAAUCAAAACUACCUUCUCCUGUGUUGGUCUUCACUCGGGGUACUACGCUGAUGUCGACAACAACUGUCAGAUCUUCCACAUCUGCCACCCACAAACUCUCCCUGACGGAACCGUAGAAGUUGGACAUUGGAGCUUCUUCUGUGGUAACCAGACCGUCUUCAACCAGAUGAGCUUCACCUGUGCUUUCCCAGAGGAGGCCGUGCCUUGUAGAAACGCUCCUGAUUUCUACUAUCUUAACAACAACAUCGGGAAUGAGAAUGCUCCCUUCCUGACAGACGAUGACGUAGCUAGAGCUUAUGCAGCCAUCAGAUCACAGUAA